GAUAAGUGGAAAAGAAACUUUUCGGAAUUAAAUGAGGAUAUAUAUCCUGCUGACUUUAUUGGGAACGCUCGCUAAAGAAUCGACGUCAUUUGGGAUUAAUUGGGAUUUUGACGAAGCCUCAGACGUGGACUAUGAAUCUACAGUGGAGUGUGCCUCCCCACUUAUAGCAGUAGACGGGUUAUGUAAGGAGUGCUCAGCUGGAACCUACAUCGGCACCUCAGACUGUAUUGACUGUCCGAUUGGUACCUACACAGACACAGUCAGUCAGACCUCCUGUACUGCCUGUGGAGGUGGGACCAGCACAAUGAGUAUCGGCUCCACCGCCUCCAGUGACUGCAUAGCCGUAUGCACGGUCCCCACUGCAACCUUCUCGAGCGGUAUGUAUCCACUUGCUGGAACUAACGUGGCAACUGGUACCACAAUUACCACAUUCUGCCAGAAUGAGUACUAUAUCGAUGGUCAGAGUACUAAAACGGAAGCCUGCAGCACCACACCUACUAGUUGUAGUAAGGUGACAACAACAAUUGGACAGAGCGGCUACUUCACAGCUGGAUCUAACGUCCAGCUGACUUGUACUGUAGUUACUGGCGACACUCCUACUUUAAACGAUCACUCUAAAUGCUCUUGGACCAAAGAAGGCAGUUCCAUUGCCAAUUCCGGCGGGGCCUCGUUUAGUGCUCACACUACUGCUGCUAACACAUACGAGUGUGUGCAGACAUUAUCUGGAGUGACCUCCAGUAGCGCAGGUAUCUACGCUUGUUCUGCUGUUAUUGCCUCCAGAACUGAAAGUGCCAUCUGUAUACCAACUGCUACCCUCAAUGUUCUGACUCUCACAUACGACACGGCACAAGUAGUAGAUAUCCUAGGAGUAUCUAUUCAGUUAACGUGUACAGCAACCAUGCCAACCCCUCUUAGCGCUAUACUUACCUUCGAGUGGGAGAGAGAUGGAACCUUAGUUACAUCAGGUGUGGUCUCUGACACAUACGGAACAACACGUGACAGUGUGUUGACUCUAUCUCCCCUGGCAAGUACUGACACUGCAAAGUACAAGUGUUUUGCUACCUACAGUAACAUCGGAGUCCUGGAGUCUUCAGAAAAACAAGUCGUCGCUGUCUAUAUCGCGACGCCUAUACCUAACAGACAAGCAGUAGCAGGAACCAGUAUUACCCUUACCUGUAUAACGUACGGUACAGCUCAGACCAUCACUUGGACUACACCUCAAGGAUCAAAUGGUGGCUCACAAACAAGCUCCUCCACUACUGACGGCGUCAAAACCUUGACGAACGAGCUAGUGUUAGCAAAUGUUGAAAGUGCUACACACGACGGAGCGUAUACCUGUGUUGUAGUCAAUGCUGGUAAAACUGUCACUUCAUCCGGCAACCUAAACGUUUACGUGGAUGGUUGGCGGUCCACACAGUCAGAUAUUGUUGGAGUUGUGGGUAGCGACAUCGUAUUGACUCUUAAUGCAGACACUUACGGACCCGAUGCAACAAAAUUCAAAUCAAUAGCGUGGUACCACGACGGUAACGGGAUACAUUCUGGGGUUGAGUACAAGAUUACAGCGAUUGAGUACAAGAUUACUUACUCUAUAUGGAAUGGUAUGAUCGCAAAAAGUACAAGCCCUCAGUUUGUUAGCAUUAAAGGAUCAAAUGGAGCUGAACAGCUGAACAUCUGUGUAAUGCAGACUUCAAUGUAA
Molecule: messenger RNA, 1696 nt
Organism: Bolinopsis microptera
Lineage: Eukaryota; Metazoa; Ctenophora; Tentaculata; Lobata; Bolinopsidae
Product: hemicentin-1-like
Exons: 12
Coding region: 32-1696 (554 amino acids)
Biological process (GO): cell-cell adhesion
Source: RefSeq, a predicted model, not a curated record